Messenger RNA from Cetraspora pellucida, 665 nucleotides. Lineage: Eukaryota; Fungi; Glomeromycota; Glomeromycetes; Diversisporales; Gigasporaceae. The record is from the annotation of a GenBank genome assembly.
AUGACAAAUAAUUUAGAAAAGAGUAAAGGUACAGUAGUUGAGGAGAAUAAUAUGGCACAGUCUAAUAAUGAUAGUGAACCGUCAUGUGGCCAAGUCAAUUUUGAAGCAAAUUUUGGCCGUUUAUCUCUUGAAAUGUUAAAGUUUUUGUAUCAAGGGAUGGGUGUUUUGGACGUAGGUUUGAAACAGGAUUUAGUAAGUAGAUUGGUUAGUGAGUGCAAAGAAAAAGAAGAGUCAUGUAGUGGAUUGUUUGGUAAAGGCAAGGUUGUGAAUUUGGAAGAUACGAAUUUGGAUGAGUCUGGAGCAGGAUCUAGUAAUGAAAGACACGAGACAAAUAGUUUGGAAGCUGGUGCACAAGGCCUUCAUCAUUUUUGGCAUGUUCCUGUGGAGAAAGAAAAGGGCUUAGUCGAUUGGGAUACUGAUGAGACGGGACAAGUAGGCAAUAUGCAAGGAGUUUUUUCAAGUAUGCAACAGAGUCAACCUGUGACACCUGUAUUCAUUCAAGCUCAUCCAUCAGUUUUACCAACCUGGCAACAGAUAUCCAGCCAACAAGGGUUGGUACCAAUGGCUCCAGCUUUGGGAGUCAGUGAUUUAAAUCCUUCCUUUGCAGGUCAGCAAUCAGAGCAGGGUGUUUUUUCACAAGAUGUGUUUCCAAGACAGAGUAGUAG